Molecule: messenger RNA, 3606 nt
Organism: Arabis nemorensis
Lineage: Eukaryota; Viridiplantae; Streptophyta; Magnoliopsida; Brassicales; Brassicaceae
Source: the annotation of a GenBank genome assembly
AUGGAAGAUAGCAGCAAUAGCAGCUCUACGGCGAGUAAUGUGGCUCGAGCGAUUCUCGCCGUCCUCGAUUAUAGCUCCACUUCCGAUACUCGCAAAUCUGCGGUUGAAUUCCUGGAAUCUAUAAAAUCUGGAGAUGUCAGGGUUUUGGCAAAUACUUCCUUUCUACUUGUGAAAAAAGAGUGGUCUUCAGAAAUUCGUCUCCAUGCUUUCAAGAUGCUACAGCAUUUGGUCAGACUACGGUGGGACGAAUUAAGUCCUACAGAGUGCAGGGAACUUGUUAAUGUUUCUGUUGGACUAAUGUCAGAGGUUGCCAAUGCAUGCGAGAAUUGGUCUCUUAAGAGUCAGUCAGCUGCCCUUGUAGCUGAGAUAGUUAGAAGAGAAGGCCCUAAUCUUUGGCAAGAGAUAUUUACUUUAUUAACUUCCCUUUCUGCACAGGGGCCCUUGCAGGCUGAAUUGGUCUUGAUGAUGCUGAGAUGGCUUCCUGAAGAUAUUACAGUUCACAAUGAGGACUUAGAAGGUGACAGGCGUAGGCUAUUGUUGCGGGGACUUACUCAAUCUUUGCCUGAGAUCUUUCCUUUAUUGUAUAAUCUUCUUGAGAGACACUUUGGAGCUGCAAUAAGUGAAGCCGGUAGGCAGAAUGUCGACUUGGCAAAACAGCAUGCGGAUGUGGUUAUAGCUUGUUUGAAUGCCAUCAUCGCAUAUGCUGAGUGGGCUCCUGUUCCAGAUCUUGCCAGAUAUGGAAUUCUUAGUGGGUGCAGCUUCUUACUUUCUUCUCCUGACUUCCGUCUUCAUGCUUGUGAGGUUUUCAAACUCGUCUGCUCAAGAAAAAGACCCAGUGAUGCUUCUACUGCAGAGUUCGAUUCUGCAAUUAGCAAUUUGUUUCAGAUCCUGACCAAUAUCUCCAGAGAAUUCUUAUUGAGAUCCUCCUCAAGUUCUAGCGUUAUAGAUGAAAGUGAUUACGAUUUUGCUGCAUGCCUGUGUGAAAGUAUGGCCUUGUUAGGCUUAACGAACUUGCAAUGUAUCUCUUCUGAUGGCGGUGUUAUGGUUGUUUACCUUCAGCAGAUGCUUGGCUUUUUCCAACACUUCAAAUUAGGCCUUCACUUCGAGGCACUUAUCUUUUGGCUGUCAUUGAUGCGAGAUUUACUUCCAAAGCACAAAGCCGCACAUCCAAGUGGUGAGGGAUCAUCAGCUGGCAGUGUGGAUGGUUCAAGCCAGGGUGAUAGUGAAAAGAAAAAGACUUUAAGUCUUAUUAAUGAUGAUAUCUCUAGCGCUCUACUGGAUGUAUCCUUUCAGCGGAUGCUCAAGAAAGAAAAAGUUCCUCCCGGAAUUGCUCUUUCGCUUGGGCCCCUAGAACUUUGGAGCGAUGAAUUUGAAGGAAAGGGAGACUUUGGCCAGUACCGAUCCAAGCUUUUAGAACUGAUCAAGUUUACUGCGUCUCACAAACCUCUCAUUUCCAGCACCAAAAUAUCCGAAAGGGUUAUUACACUCAUUAAGAAUCUGUUGGCUUCUCCAACACCUCUUCAGGAUGUAGCAGUGAUGGAUAGCCAGCAAUUAGCACUUGACUGUAUUGUGGCAACAAUUUUUGAUGGAUCAAAUGAGUUUGCUGGCGGGAGUUCUGAAGUUCAUUAUGCAUUGCGCGGAAUAUUUGAAGGAUUACUUCAGCAGCUUCUCUCUUUGAAAUGGAAUGAACCAGAACUCAUAAAAGUGCAUGUGCACUAUCUGGAUUCAAUGGGUCCAUUUCUCAAGUAUUAUCCCGAUGCAGUUGGAAGUGUCAUCAAUAAACUAUUUGAGCUUCUCACCUCUCUUCCACACGUUGUGAAGGAUCCAGCUACUAGUACAUCUAGAGCUGCAAGAUUGCAGAUUUGCACAUCUUUCAUAAGAAUAGCCAAAGCUGCAGAAAAAAGUGUUCUGCCUCACAUGAAGGGUAUUGCUGAUAGAAUGGGUUAUUUGUCAAAAGAGGGAACUUUACUCCGUGGGGAGCAUAACAUUCUGGGUGAAGCAUUUCUUGUUAUGGCUUCCUCGGCAGGAGCUCAACAGCAGCAAGAGGUUCUUGCUUGGUUAUUGGAACCAUUGAGUCAACAGUGGAUCCAACCAGAGUGGCAGAACAAUUAUCUAUCAGACCCGAUGGGUCUUGUUCGUUUAUGCUCCAACACACCCUUCAUGUGGUCUAUAUUCCACACUGUUACAUUCUUUGAAAAAGCACUCAAGAGAAGUGGUUACAGAAAAAGCAAUUUGAAUACGACCUCUGUGACAACUCCAGCUUCACAUCCUAUGGCUAAUCAUCUUUCUUGGAUGUUGCCACCCCUCUUGAAACUACUCCGUGUUCUUCAUUCUCUUUGGUCUCCCUCUGUAUGCCAAACAUUACCCCCAGAACUGAGGGCAGCAAUGACAAUGAGUGAUGUUGAGCGACACAGUCUACUUGGAGAAGCAAAUCCUAAAUUGUCAAAAGGCGUAUCGGUUUAUGCUGAUGGGUCAUUCGAUGGAACUAAAGAAGGACAAGCUGAGGAUGUAAGAAAUUGGUUGAAAGGUAUCCGAGAGAGUGGAUACAACGUGUUGGGUCUAUCAACAACCAUCGGAGAGACAUUCUUUAAAUGCUUAGAUGCUAACUACGUUGCGAUGGCACUCAUGGAGAACUUGCAGACGAUGGAAUUCAGACACAUACGGCUGUUUAUUCAUAAUUUUGUCGUUCAUAUAGUCAAAUCUUGUCCGGCGGAUAUGUGGGAGGCAUGGCUCGGAGUGCUUCUGCACCCAUUGUUUAUUCAUUGUCAGCAAGCUCUCACCUCCUCUUGGUCCGGUCUUCUGCACGAGGGCAGAGCAAAGGUUCCAGACUCUUUUGGCGUACAAAGUGGAUCAGACAUGAAGCUUGAAGUGAUGGAGGAAAAAUUGUUAAGAGAAAUAACUCGGGAGAUUGCGACCCUCUUUUCAAUAAUGGCUUCUCCUGGAUUAAACCCAGGAGUUCCCGUUUUGGAACAUUCAGGCCAUGUUGGUCGUGUGGACAUGUCUACUCUCACAGAUUUGCAUGCGUUCAAAUACAACUCUAUGGUGGGUUUCGUCCUGAAUCACAAAAGCGUGGCUCUACCAGCACUGCAGAUCUGUUUAGAAGUCUUUACCUGGACAGAUGGAGAAGCGACCACCAAAUUCUGUUACUUUUGUGGUGUUGUUGUUCAUCUAGCUAUACUAACAAAUAACGUGGAGCUACGAGAAUUUGUUUCAAAAGAUUUGUUCUCUGCAGUCAUCCGCGGCUUAGCCAUGGAGUCCAAUGCCAUUAACAGCGCCGACUUAGUUAAUCUAUGCCGUGAAAUAUAUAUCUAUCUCUCCGUCAGAGACCCAGCUCCUCGCCAGGUUUUGCUUUCGCUCCCUUGUCUCACUCCCAACGACUUGCAUGCUUUUGAAGAAGCUGCGGCGAAAACUCCUAGUCUUAAAGAACAGAGGCAGCUCAUGAGGAGCUUGUUGUUGUUAGGUGCUGGGAAUAACUUGAGAGCGCUUGCUGCUCAAAAAAAUCAGAAUGUUAUCACCAAUGUCACAGCAAGAACGCGCCUAAACGCAAGCGUUUCAGAAACUCAAGCAAAUGAAGGGGAAACAAUUGGAUUGGCCAGUAUUUUGUGA